Messenger RNA from Sinocyclocheilus rhinocerous, 7158 nucleotides. RefSeq names its product A disintegrin and metalloproteinase with thrombospondin motifs 7-like. Gene Ontology annotation, cellular component: extracellular matrix. Gene Ontology annotation, molecular function: metalloendopeptidase activity. The transcript is spliced from 25 exons. NCBI's taxonomy places the organism in Eukaryota, Metazoa, Chordata, Actinopteri, Cypriniformes, Cyprinidae. The coding region runs from base 314 to 5710 and encodes 1798 amino acids. Gene Ontology annotation, biological process: proteolysis; extracellular matrix organization. The record is from RefSeq and is a predicted model, not a curated record.
AAAGUUUUACUGAAACACAGUUCGCUGCUCUUCUGUGUGCGGCAUCAGUAACUUCAGUCGUCCCAGUUGAAUUAACGGAGCCCAAAAUCGCCCAUGCACCGGAUUCACAGACUUUAUCAUGCUACAUCAUUUGUCUCGGACUGAUGACCAUUGCAGAUCUCUGGCUUAAUAAAUGCAGAAGCGUUCUUUUGUGUGAUGGGUCCAAACUACCGAUGCAUAAGGCUGAGGCAGAAGUUACUAUUCAAACUAUCACCAUUUAAAUGGACUGUAGAUUUACCAGGAGUGAUCUGUCUUCUCCUCUGUGCAGUUUGACAUGAUGGUACAGCUGGACUGCAGCAUUAAAGUUUUGGGACCAGCAAGUUUCUCUCUCUGCUUUGUGAUAACAGCUGGGCUUCUGUCCAUGUUCGAGAGCACAACAGCUAGCGGAUAUAAUCAAGACACAGAUAGUUCUCCUAAUGGAUUUCCUAACUACGAAGUUGUUCAUCCUAUCAGAGUAGAUUCAUCGGGACAUUUUUUGUCCAAUCAUGUGUCCCACCGUGUGAGUCGAAUUCAAAGGAGAGAGACAUCAAAAACCAAAGAGAGCCUGGCCAAGGUUUUUUACCAUCUGCAGUAUGGUGGUCAAGACCUGCACUUUAACCUCACCCUAAACCCUCAUCUACUAGCGCCUGGAUUCCUCACAGAGUUGAGAUAUGGUGGUCUGCAAGGGUCUACAUUAAAUAGCCAUGGCAACUCUCUCUGCUACUUCCUGGGAGAUGUCUGGAGCAGUACAUUGAAGUGGGGUCAAGCAGCUCUGAGCACUUGCAAUGGCCUGACAGGGCUGUUCAAGCUCUCAGAAGAGGAAUUCUUCAUUAGGCCGCUGGAGUCAGCACAAGAAAAGUCAGCCUCACAGGCUCAUGCAGUCUAUAAGCGACAUGCUGUCCAAUCAGAACACCAGCUGGUGCAGCCUCUGUUUGGAGAGCACACAGCUAACGCGACCUGUAGGGUCAGAGAUCCUUUAGGCGGGGCAAAGCAGGUGGAAAGGCAAAGAGAGCGCUGGGAGAGACGGCAACAUCGCAGACGGAUUAGACAGCGCUCCAUAAGCACUGAGAAGUGGGUAGAGACUCUGGUAGUGGCUGACCCUAAAAUGGUGGAAUACCAUGGGAGCAAAGGAGUUGUGAGCUAUGUGCUCUCUGUCAUGAAUAUUGUGGCAGGGUUAUUUCGGGAUGCCAGCAUUGGAAAUGCCAUCAACAUCGCUGUCGUGCGUCUCAUUCUGCUGGAAAAGGACGAGGAGGAUUUGAAAAUUACGCAUCAUGCAGACAACAGCCUGAACAGCUUCUGUAAGUGGCAGAAAGGCAUCAAUAUGAAGGACGAUGAUCAUCCAGUCCAUCAUGAUGUGGCUGUCCUCAUUACUAGAAGAGACAUUUGUGCUGCCAUCAAUAAGCCUUGUGAGACAUUGGGACUGUCUCAUGUGGCUGGAAUGUGCCAACCUCACCGCAGCUGCAGCAUCAAUGAAGACACAGGCCUGACCCUGGCAUUUACAAUCGCACAUGAGCUCGGCCACAACUUUGGGAUUCAGCAUGAUGGGAACGGCAAUGACUGUGAGCCUAUUGGGAAAAGACCUUUCAUCAUGUCUCCACAGCUCCUGUAUGGAACCUCUCCACCCAACUGGUCACGCUGCAGCUGUGAAUACAUCACCCGCUUCCUCGAUCGAGGCUGGGGCUGGUGUUUGGAUGACCCUCCUGUCAGAAACGAUCUUGAGAUGCACUCUGCUCCCCCUGGCGUCCUGUACAGCGCUGCUCAUCAGUGCAAGCUCCAGUAUGGAUCCAGCUCACUGCUCUGUGACGAUGUAGAUAAUAUCUGCAGCACCCUGUGGUGCACAGUGGGCUCAACCUGCCACUCGAGGCUGGAUGGUGUUGUGGAUGGGACCAAGUGCGGAGAGGGCAAGUGGUGUUUUGACGGGGAGUGUGUGGAGAUGGGCUUCCAGCCUAAAAGCGUGAAUGGUAGCUGGGAUUCAUGGAGCGAGUGGUCCAGGUGCACCAGGACAUGCGGUAUAGGCGUUCAGAAUGCCCAGAGGGAGUGUGUCAACCCUGUGCCCAAGUAUGGAGGUAAAUACUGUCUUGGAGAGCGCCGCAGAUAUCGAACCUGUAACCGUGACCCCUGCCCUGCGGACCAGACCAGCUUCAGACACAUCCAGUGCAGCCGCUUUAACACAAUCCCAUAUAAGGGAAAGUUUUAUAAAUGGAUACAUGUAAAUAACAGAGUUAAUCCGUGUGAGCUGCACUGUAGACCUGUGAAUGAGCACUUUUCCGAGAGAAUGCUGGACACUGUCAUAGACGGAACACAGUGCUAUGAAGGCAGUCAGAGCCGUGACAUAUGCAUUAACGGCAUUUGUAAGUACUUAGGCUGUGAUUAUGAGAUUGACUCAGAUGCUGUUGAGGAUCAGUGUGGAGUGUGCCAUGGAAAUGGAUCUACGUGCGAAACAGUGAGGAAGACCUUUGAGGAGAGUGAAGGGCUCGGCUAUGUAGACAUAGGUCUAAUUCCGGAAGGAGCACGGGACAUCCGUAUCGAGGAAGUCGCAGAGGCUGGGAACUACUUGGCAUUGCGCAGUAAUGACCCUGAAAAAUAUUUCCUGAACGGUGGCUGGACGAUCCAGUGGAAUGGCGAGUAUAAAGCAGCAGGAACUGUAUUUACUUACGAAAGGACCGGGCAGCUGGAAAACCUAUCUUCUCCCGGACCGACUAUGGAGCCAGUGUGGAUCCAGCUGCUUUUUCAAGAGACCAAUCCAGGGGUGAGGUAUGAGUACACCAUAAGCAGAGACAUUCUUGUCGACUCCAACAAUGGCACUGCUGUCUCUUAUUUCCAGUGGAUUUAUGGGGCUUGGACUGAAUGCAGCGCCACAUGUGGAACUGGUGUGCAGAGGCAAGUUGUGCACUGUGUGGAGAGAACAUCUGGAAUCGUCGAGGAACAUUACUGUGAUCCAUCUACUAGGCCGGAUGACAAGCAAAGUAACUGUAAUAAGGGGGCAUGUCCUGCCAUAUGGUGGGUUGGAGAGUGGCAGAAGUGCUCAUCUAGCUGUGGGGACAUUGGGCUUAGUAAGAGAACAGUGCUGUGUAUUCGGAGCCUUGGGCUGGAUGAGCAACGAGCGCUUCAGCCAGCUGAAUGUCAACAUUUGCCUAAGCCUGAGUCAAUUGUUCGGUGUAACACACAUGUGUCCUGUCCUGCUGACUGGACCAUUGGAAGCUGGUCAGAGUGUUCAGUGAGCUGUGCAGCUGGUUUCCAGAUACGUGACGUGACCUGCAGCUGGAAUACUGGUAUGGACUGUGAUCCGAAAGCCAAGCCUAAUUCAACUAUGCCAUGCUAUCUUCAGGACUGCCCCAUAAAUUCGGACACCUUUGGCAAUGACUGGUCAGGAAGUGGAGCAUCUAGCAAAGAAGUUUUCAAUGAGAUAAAAGUUAUACCCCACUUUAGUACUACUAAAAAUCAGCCCAGGGGCAAUGCUGACCUCAAUGACAUUAUAGAAGAUGAUUUCUCACAUUAUAGUCAUGUUGAAAAGUCCUCUGACAAUUCUAUUGGGAAAAAUCUUCAAGUUGAUGAUUUUUAUUACGACUACAAUUUUAUAAGAUUCCAUGAGGAUCUGUCGUAUGACUUUGAUAAAGAUGAAAAUGAUAUGUUUGAUAACUCAGGAAUAAAAUAUGGAGACAUUACUCUGACAGGGACAGAUGUCCCUAUGACUACCUCAUCACCAUCCACCACUACGGACCAACACAGUACCACCAUGCGCUCUGACAGCAUUACAAUCAAGGGUACUGAAGGUCAUGAACCUCAAAAGAAAGACGUACUAGAUGAAAAUAAUGAUGAGCUAUUUGCUGAGGAUUACUUCCUGCCUGUCAUUACAACAACUGAACCAUCCUCUGCAGUUACCAGGUUAUUUAGCAAAUGGAAGGACAAUGAUAGUGACUUCACUAUUACAAGGAAACAUCCAUCAACUGCAGAUGUCUCCACUCAGGACAAGCAGACAUUAUCAUAUGAAACUGAGCCAAACAUCUUUUUGACUCCUGAACCACAUACAAAUUCAAACUCAAAUAACCAUGACAAUUACAAAGGCAAUCAAAAAGAUAAAACCAUAAUGGCAAUAACUGAAGAUGAGAAUGAAGAGGAGUUUGGCGAAGAUGUUCCUGGAGGUGAAAGUGAACCACACCAUGGCACUCAAAAUAAUGAACCUCCUUUAGAUUAUGCGUUUAAGUUUGAAACUUAUGAGAACAGACAUGUUCAUAUUCCUACUACUUCUUUACAAUGGCGUACGGCCUCACCAACAGUCUCACUGAGUGCAACUUCUCAACCAUUGGAGCUUCUCAGCAGUGCUUCCAGUGAUGACUUUGCAAAAUUUAAAGUUCUGACGGAACCAUCAUUUAACACUAAGGAGAGUGAAUUCACUGUAAGAGAGUUCACUACGACCUCAGAUAGCCUUUCUCAAGAGUAUGUUCCUUCUCCAACUUCCUCUGUCCCAGCCAAACAUUACAGUAGCAUGACCUCAGCAGCUGGAACAACAGCUCUACCUCCUACAGAAAUGGAAAGUGAUUUUGAGCCCCCACUCUUCACUCCAAGUGAUAUUCCGGACACUACAAUUGCUACAGAGACUCAAAGUUGGUAUUCCAGAGCCAUUGCACCACCCAAAACUAAUGGGCCUAAAAUAGAGCCUUGGGGAACUCCGGUCCCCUUACCUCGCUGGACAGAGAUUGACAACAAUGAGAUUAUUAUUGCCCGAAUGCUGAGACCUGCUGGGCUUAAUCCCUCUCUGUCUACUCCUACUGAGCUGCCAUCUCAGGGCACUAGCAGUGAGCAUUCAGUGCAUUCUUCUAGCCCUCCGAUGCCCACUGGGCUGGUCAUGCCUUCUCUUUCCCCAUCAGCCUCUCCUGCACACUGGAAAAAAGGCAACUGGAGUGCUUGCUCAACAAGUUGCGGGCUUGGUGCCAUCUGGAGGUCAGUGUCCUGCAGCACUGGUGAUGGAUCAGACUGUGACUUAGCUACUAGGCCAGUGCCAGCACGCCGCUGCUACCUUCGUCCCUGCUCUGCAUGGAAAAUUGGAGAGUGGAGUAAAUGCUCGGAGAAUUGUGGUGUAGGAGUGAAGGUCAGAGAGAUUCAGUGUUAUGACACACGAGAUCAAAGGUUGCUGCGGCCAUUUCAUUGCCAGGCCAUCUCCCCCAGACCUCCUGUCCGAAUUCCUUGUAACAUCCACAACUGUUUAGAGUGGUACACAUCUUCUUGGGGGCAGUGUUCAGAGCUGUGUGGAGGUGGGGAGCAGCAGAGGCUGGUCACCUGCCCUGAAACUGGGAAAUGUGAUGAUAACCUAAAGCCCAGCAACAUCCAGACUUGCAAUGUCCAUCCAUGCCACCAGUGGAUUACUGGAUCCUGGGGUCAGUGUUCGGUGUCCUGUGGAGGAGGUGUUCAGCGCCGACUGGUUAAAUGUGUCAACACUAAGGCCGAGGUCGAGGAUGAAAAUGAGCAUGUUGAUUGUGAUCACGAACCUCGACCAAAGAACACAAAGAAGUGUAACAUUCAUGACUGUGACAGCGCCACCUCUGGUCAGUUGUGUUUACGGGACCAUUUGACAUUACGCUUCUGUCAGACCCUCCAGUGGCUCGGGCGAUGUCAAGUGCCUUCAGUCCAUGCAAAGUGCUGCAAGACCUGCGGGCUGCCAUCACGGGGCAAUGAUCGCAUUGCAAGUCGCUGAGAUGCAGGGGAAUUGCAGAAUGAAUGUUGUUGGUUGCUAAGAAGAGGCUAAAUGGGACUGCAUUACAUGUCAUCACACCGAACAACAACAAAAAAAACUUAUCUACUCACUAACCCGCUUUCAAAACCUUGUCAUGUUUAUAAUUGCGCUCUUCCAAACUGUUCUACUUUCAGGGAUUUUUUUAAGGAGUUGUCAGAAGCUCAGUGGUGAUUCUGAAGUCAUGCGACUGCGAAGUAGUUUUUUUAUUGCCUACAUAACUUUUACUUCUGACAAAGAGAGAACAAAACAUGUAAGAAUCAAACAUUUAUUGGUCACAGAGCUUAUUUCCUUCAAUAAUAUAAAAGCAGAUGGAAAAAUACAACUGCUUUUUUGUCAAGGGUGAUGCUAAUUUCCAGGUUGACCUACAAAAAUACGUCAUCACUGCAUUGACUACUAUAGUAAUUAAACGUUCUUUUCUGAUUAGCAAUUGACAGAACAAAUAUAUUCAUAAUUUGGCUAUUUGAAUCAUAUCUUUUUAACUCUGUCAGGAAUUUAGGAUUGCAGUUCAACAGUUCGAGUAUUUGAACCACAGAUAACCACAAAGCUAGAGCGCAAUUCCACAUAGUUGCAAGGUUGCGGAUGUUUCUAUUUAUUGAAGCUGAUGGCAGAUCAGAUGUAAAACCAGUAAUGAAGUACCUGGUGCUGCAACAUAAACCGGUGCUAAAGGUAAUGAGCGCUAAUCAGUCUAGUGUUGGCUGGUACUUGAAUUCUAUACACACUAUUUAUAGUACCUUAUUUUUAUGUCUGUAUUACCCUUUGAAUUAAUAAACAUACACAAUAAUAGUUCAGUGUACCACUUUUCAAAAUGUAUACAGCAUAGAAUAGCUUAAUGUCUGCUUCAUAAAAUAUAAAGGAUUGCUUUAUAAUGCAGUCAUUGUAUUCCUCUAGUGUAUAAUGUGAGAUAAAACCGUUAGAGACAUCAGUUAAAAAAAAAAACCUCAAGAUGUUUGUCAGGUACAUGAAAUAUUACACUAAGUAAAUGUUUAGUAUGGUUGUUUUUGCCUUUUUAUAAUACAUGAUGACCACUAACUGUGCAUUCAGUCUUAAGAUGCGGUCACAUCUGCGACAUUUCUGCAAAGUUUCGUGGACAAAAAAGGUUUAUUGUUAAUAGUGUAAUGAUGUAUGAAGCUCAAUUCAUACAGAGCAAUUAGCAAUAUGUCACUGAAAUUUCACAGACAAAAAAGGUCAGUUUUUUAUGUCUAUACUAUAGAUAUGAAGCACAGCUAACAUAAAAAUCACUUUCAAACCAAGCUUUCUCUUGGUUAUAUUUCUGUUGGUCAUCACGGCAACUUCAGUGUACCAACUUGAAAACGAGUGAAAUCCAUUUAGGGAACAGUUUCGCCUUCAUGCAAAACUCCAGAUUGUGCAGAUUCCCAUUUAAAUUAUUGCAUAUCUCUAUGGAAGCCCAU